Molecule: messenger RNA, 1104 nt
Organism: Thyridium curvatum
Lineage: Eukaryota; Fungi; Ascomycota; Sordariomycetes; Thyridiales; Thyridiaceae
Exons: 3
Coding region: 1-1104 (367 amino acids)
Biological process (GO): intracellular protein localization
Cellular component (GO): plasma membrane
Source: RefSeq, a predicted model, not a curated record
AUGGCGGAUCAGGCGGUUGCCACGCCAUCACCCCAGCCCGAUCUAAAUCGGAACCGGCUACCGACCUUGUUCGAGGUGCUGAGCCGGCGAACGCUCCCUCCAGUCGACCUGUUCUCGUUCUAUAUCUACAUGAGAGAUCAGCAACGCUCGGUGGACUACCUUGACUUCUGGCUCGAUGUCGCGCAACAUAUGACCUUAUGCCGGCACUACGUCCGUGAACUACGCAGGUCCGUCCUCGUAGGGACGCCGGAUGCUGAGAAGGGCCCUGGUUCCAAACGAUCUUCAGCUUAUCUCGAGGGUCUCGGAGAGAUGAGCCACCCUGCUGCCGGACCUUCUAUGUAUGCUACGGACAAGGAGAAGGACCAGGAUGCGCAGAUGUCGGCCUUCUUGCGUGACGAAGCAUCAUUCGUCGCCCACACCUCGCCACAGAGCAGCAACGACAGGAGCCACAGGCCGAGUCCUAAUAUGAGCACGCCACGGGACCUGACGACUGACUCUAAUUCACCGGCACAUACCGUUGCAAGACAAGAUAUUCGAGCCUCGGCCGAGAAGAUUCUGUACACAUUCUUGCUCCCGGGUGCUGAACGAGAGAUCGUCCUGCCCGGAUCCAUCACGCAAGAUGUGACUACCAACAUCGAGGAGUAUGGUCGCGAUGACCCCGAGGUGUUUGAUGUUGCCAAGGACUACGUAUUCCAAGCCAUGGAACGAGACGCUUUCCCCGGCUUUUUGCGGAUGAAGGCUCUCGGUAACUUGAUUCCACCUACGCUGAUCAUGCGACUUAUCAUCGGCAUGAUCUGCAUGUUUGGAGGAUUCUGGGCCGCUUUCGUCUUGAUCUUCCUUGAUAAGUCACGGCAAACCCGACUUUGGCUCAUUCUCCCCUUCACACUCGGAGUGUACUUCUUGGCCUCAUACCAGUAUUCUCUGGACCCCAUCCUCGCACUCAUCGGCCUCAGCGAGUACACGCCAUUCAACUUCUCCCGCAUUCGCGAGCCGUAUGUCCGGAAACUCCUCGCUAAGCGGGCCAUCAUGGUCCUAGCUGUCACCGCCAUAAUCGAUGCUGGGCUGCUCGUUCUCUUCAUCCUGGUUCCUGGGAAGAGGCUAUGA